GAGGAGCACAUGUGUCAUCACAUAGCACAUGUUACUGUCAUAUAGUGAUCAUACAGAAAGGUUAAAGACGAAAAGCUGCCUGAGGAACCAGCGCAGGGCACAAUGCCCCACACGUCUACGGCGGCCGCUGAGGAUCAGUAUGAACGGACGAUGGACUACGCGAAUGAGGAAAACAUACGCUAGCAUCAAGCUAACGUUGCUACAUAGAGUUUACGAGCGAGCCAAAGCGUUCUGGGCCGAGGAGGACGUGGAUCAGGUUUUCAGUGGAGCGUUUGAGUACCUGGAUCACCUGAAGAGGGUCCUGAAGAAGAACACGGCCACAGAUAAAGAGUACGUUCAGGGCCUGAAGCUGCUGGAGUGUCUCAACGGUCCUCCGGUUUCCCCUCAGGACUCCUCGGUGGUCCAGGUGGUCAUCGGUUCAGAUGAGCUGCUACCUGAGUCCCCCCCCUCCCCCUCCCCCUCCUCCCCCUCCCCCUCCUACUCCCCCGUCUCUCCUGCCACCGGGACGUCCAGCUCACCAGCUCCCCCUUCAGGCCCAGACGAGCUGCUGCGUCCUCUGAGCCCAGACCAGCUGCAGGACCACAGACCCCCCUGCUGCAAGGCCUGCCUGCCCAGUUUACCCAGCAUGCCUCAGUGCACCCCUGCGUUCUGGGGUCAGAACCCCCUGAAGGUUCCGCUGCUCUGCGGCUUUAAGAGGCUGAGCGCCCUGCCGCCGAUGAUGUCAUUGAGAGGAGGCGGCGAGGGGGCGGAGCCAGCCGUCCCUGAUGACGAGGACGUAGGAGAGGACUGGGACGUCCUCUACAGAGCCCCGUGUGGACAGAGUCUCCGUAACCAUGACGACGUGAUGCGUUUCCUGUUGGCCACAGAGAGCUACGACGUCCUGCAGGUGGACUUCUUCACCUUUAACCCCUCGGUCCGGUUGGACCCGCCUCCUCCGGUGGGCCCCCGCUGUCCAGAGAUGGACCUGAGCCGGGGGUUAGAGCCCACGCCGGUGCAGCUGUGCGUCGGGGACGGCGGCGCCAGACCCGCCGAGUUCCGCUACAGGAAGGACCGCUGGCCGCAUGGCUGCUUCCUGACCCGCGGCCCGGCGCUGUUCCACGUCUGCUGCGACUGCACCGACGGCUGCAGCGACCCGCAGCGCUGCGCCUGCGCCGCCACGACCGGAGGGGGGCGGAGCUACAGCCACCACCGGCUGCCGGAGGCAGUCCCCUCAGGGGUGUUCGAGUGCGGUCCGUGGUGCGGCUGCGUCCGGGCCCGCUGUCAGAACCGGCUGGUCCAGAGGGGGAUCCGAGUCCGCCUCCAGGUCUUCCAGACCGACGGCCGAGGCUGGGGCGUGCGUUGCCGUGACGACCUGGACCGCGGCACGUUCGUGUGCAUCUACGCAGGUGUCACGCUGCAGAGGGGACAGAACCCCGCCGAGCACGCCCCGAAACUGAUGAUGAGGGCCGACCUCCCGUCGGACGACGAGGUGGAGGUGGUCACCGAGUGGCUGCCCCCGGUGCUGGAGGGGCGGAGCACCGUGCUGGAGCCCCCAGACCCACAUCGCCCCCGACCCACAUCGCCCCCCCUACACGUCCCCGUGAUCCAGAGACCCGCCGACGCCAACGCCACGCCACCGGACCGAGACCAGACCGUGUUGGUCGGAGCUCCGUCUCCUCCGUCUCCUCCUCCAGGUGAGUCAGGUGACCCGUCCCCGCCUCCGGAGAAGAUGGUUGCUGUGACGACGGUCCGCGGCGUGAACGGAACGGAGACGAGGACGAGUCUGAAGAGAGCAAUGAAGGAGGAGGACGUCUACUUCAUGGACGCCAGCAAAGAGGGAAACGUGAGCCGCUUCAUCAACCACAGCUGUCAGCCAAACCUCUUCAUCCAGAACGUCUUCACCGACUGUCACGACCCCGGGUUCCCCAACGUGGCCUUCUUCACCAGCAGCGUUGUGAAGGCCGGCACUGAGCUCACCUGGAACUACUCCACCGACGCUCGGAGUAAACAGGAAGUGCUCUGUCUCUGCAGUAGCAACGGUUGCCGGGGAAACUUCACCAUCGAGGAGAAGCUGUGUGACGUGUGCGAGGUCAAAGGUCAAGGUGAAACACAGUAGCGCCCCCACCACCAGUUCACACAUUCCAACUGACUAAACAGGAAGAAGGUAUUUUUCUACUGACGCUUUGAAAACUUCUGCUUUUUAAGUUUUUCUAAAUAAAUCUAAAAAAUUUCAACCAAAUGUUUAGGCUGUUUUAUUUUGAAAGGCUAUCAAACUGGUUUUAUUUCAGAGUUCACAUCUGUGUCCACUUUGGCAUACAUGAGGCUUUUAUUUUGAAGACCUCAGUCCUCCAGUAACAAUGUCUGCAAAAGGUUUUAUUUUGAAACUCCA
Anoplopoma fimbria (sablefish) is the source of this 2368-nucleotide messenger RNA. It is a transcript of the gene setdb2, whose product is annotated as SET domain bifurcated histone lysine methyltransferase 2. NCBI's taxonomy places the organism in Eukaryota, Metazoa, Chordata, Actinopteri, Perciformes, Anoplopomatidae. Gene Ontology annotation, molecular function: protein binding; histone H3K9 methyltransferase activity; DNA binding. Gene Ontology annotation, biological process: negative regulation of gene expression; heterochromatin organization. The record is from RefSeq and is a predicted model, not a curated record. Gene Ontology annotation, cellular component: nucleus.